AUGACGGACGCUUCCAAGUAUAAGAAGCUCACCCCGAUCGACCAUGUCCUCCUUCGGCCGGAGAUGUACGUGGGCAGCAUCGAGACCCAGCCCACGUCCAUGUACAUUUUCGAUCCGGAGAAGGGCAAGAUGGUGUGGGAAACGAUGCGGGUGAACCAAGGCCUCUUGAAGAUCGUGGACGAAAUAUUGCUCAACGCGGCGGACAACAUCACCAACAGUAAGGGAUCGGUGCGGCAGACGUACAUCAGCAUCAACAUCUCCGACACGGGCGAGAUCACGGUCGAGAACGACGGCGCCGGCCUCCCCAUUGUGCGUAGCAGGGAGCACAAGAUGUACAUCCCGGAGAUGGUGUUUGGCCACCUGCUGACCAGCUCCAACUAUAACAACGACUCGACGUCGACGACAGCGGGUCGGCACGGCUACGGCGCCAAGCUGACGAACAUUCUCUCCACGAAGUUCUCCGUCGUCUGCCGCACUGACGGCCGAGAGUUCCACAUGAGCUGGACGGACCACAUGCGGAUGGCGACGGCGCCGCGCGUGAAUCGAGUCGAUCCGAAGGAGAAGAACGUGACACGCGUGAAGUUCAUGCCAGACUAUGCGCACUUUGGCUUCCCAAGCGCGUCCAUCUCGCUCGACAUGAAGCGGGUGCUGCACAAGCGCAUCAUGGACCUCGCCGCGAUGUUCUCCAAGAUCGAGGUGCGGCUGAACAACGUGCCCUUCGGCUUCCGCUCAUUUACCGACUACGCGCGGCUCUACUCGCUGUCCGGCCUGGACGGGUCGAUGCCGCCUGAGCCGUUUGUGUACACAAGCUCUAACGGCAGCGUCGCGUAUGUGCCGCAGCUGACGCAGAGCCCGAAGCGCAUCGUCAGCGUCGUGAACGGCGUCGUCACGUACAAUGGCGGCACGCACUGCAACGCCGCCAUGGACAUCCUAGACUCCUGCCUUGAUUCGCUGAGCAAGAAUUUCAAGAAGAACGGCAAGGUGGUGGACACAAACCGGGUGCAGCGACACUUCACGGUGCUCGUCUUCCUCGUGCAGGCGCAGCCGAAGUUCGACUCGCAGAGUAAGGCGCGGCUCGUGUCAACAGUAACGAUGCCGCGCGUACCGAAGAACACGUUGGAGAAGUACCUUGAGAGGAUGCCGUUCCUGGAGGCGCACGUGAACAGCAUGGACGACCAGCUCACGAAUGAACUGAACAAGGAGAUCGGCGCCGGCCGGCGGCUGAGCAGCAAGACUCUCAUAUCCUCCAUCACGAAGCUCGUCGACGCCACCUCGUCGCGGUCAGACGGCAGGAACAUCCGCACGCUCAUCAUUACAGAGGGUGACUCUGCGAAGGCGCUCGCCCUCAACUCGCUCUCCAGCGAGCAGAAGAAGUACUGUGGUGUCUUCCCACUGCGUGGCAAGCUGCUGAACGUGCGGAACAAGAAUCUGAAGCGGCUCAAGACGUGCAAGGAGCUGCAAGACCUCUUCCUCUCGCUAGGGUUGGAGCUGGGUAAGGAGUACCGAACGCUGGCUGAGCUGCGCUAUCAGCGGCUUCUCGUCAUGACGGAUCAAGACGCGGAUGGUUCGCACAUUAAAGGCCUCGUCAUCAACGCCUUCGAGUCGCUGUGGCCGAAGCUGCUGCAGAACAACCCGGGCUACAUCUCCCUCUUCUCAACCCCCAUUGUGAAGAUCAAGGUGAACGGCAAGUCCAAGGAGGUGAUCGCCUUCCACAGCUUCCGCGACUUCCACCGCUGGCAGCGGGCCCACCCGAGUGCGCGCUACACGGCCAAGUACUACAAAGGUCUCGGCACGUCGACCACGGCGGAGGGCAAAGAGUAUUUUGCGGACAUGGAGAAGAACAUCAUGCAGCUCACUGUCGACGCGAGGGACCACCAGCUGCUCGAUAGCGUCUUCGACGCGGCCGAGGUGGAGUGGCGCAAGGAGUGGAUGACGAAGGCAAACGCCUUCCAGGGCGAGAUUGAUAUCGAUCGAAGCAAGAAGAUGCUGACUAUUCCGGAGUUUGUGCACAAGGAGAUGGUGCACUUCGCGCUCGUCGGCAACGCCCGCGCCAUCCCGCAUUGCGUCGACGGGCUGAAGCCGUCGCAGCGCAAGAUUUUGUGGGCAAUGCUGCGGCGCCACAGCUCCGAGGCGUCGAAGGUGGCGCAGCUGUCGGGCUACAUCUCAGAGGCGUCGGCGUUCCACCACGGCGAGGCCUCGCUGCAGGAGACCAUCGUGAAGAUGGCGCAGAACUUCACUGGGGGCAACAACAUCAACCUGCUCGUGCCAGAGGGUCAGUUCGGCUCUCGACAGCAGCUCGGCAGCGACCACGCUGCCCCGCGCUACAUUUUUACGAAGCUCAGCCGCUUUGCCCGCCUGCUGUUCCCCGAGGAGGAUGACCCACUCCUGGACUACAUGGACGAAGAGGGUACGUUCGUGGAGCCGCACCACUACGUUCCCAUCCUGCCGAUGCUGCUGUGUAACGGUGCGGUCGGCAUCGGCUUCGGCUUCGCCACGACGAUCCCAGCAUUCCACCCGCUCGACGUCUCGGCCGCGGUGCGAGCCAUGAUCAACGGCGAGUCGGCCAAGCAGGUGAUGCGCAACCUCGUGCCGUGGGCGGUGGGCUUCCAGGGCACGGUGCGGCGCGGCCCCGACAACGAGUUCAUCGCGGUGGGCAAGUACACAGCGCACCCAAAUGGUCGCUUCCAUAUUUCGGAAAUUCCGUGGAUGACGAGCAUUGAAGCGUUCCGCCUGCACAUCUCGUCCCUCGCCAGCGCGGAUGUUGUGCAACGCAUCGCCGACUACUCUGGCGCCAACCACAUCGACAUCGACCUCAUCGUGCGCGAAGGCUCGCUGACGACAUGGGCGGAGUGCGAAACAGACCUAGCACUGGCGCAGCGUAUCUACAUCAACGGCACCGUCUUCUCGCCCACCGGCACGCUUAGCCCGAUCGACUCAGACCUCUCGCCGGUGCUGCAGUGGCACUACGACCGUCGCCUUGACUUGUACAAGCGCCGCCGCACCCGCAAGAUCGGGCUCAUGGAGAUGGAUCUCGCCCGUCUGCAGUCGACGCGCAAGUUCGUCGAGCACUUCCGGCAGGGCCAGAUCGACUUCCUGAAUGCAACAGACGACACGCUGCACAAGACAUGCGUGAAACUCGGCCUCGUGCGCGUGGACGAGAGCUUCGACUACAUCUUGAAGAAGCCUAUCACCUUCUUCACCCGCACGAGCACCGAGAAACUCCAGGCGGACAUAGCCAAGACGCAAGCGCAGAUCGAGGAACUGAAGAGGACGACGCCGGUGAAGAUGUGGCUGACGGAGCUCGACAAGUUCGACAAGACAUUCCAGGAGUACGAGCGCGUGCUCAUCAACUCGAUUCAGAAGGAGCAACGCUCGUCUAGCAUCACGGGCGGGGUAGAGCUGCCGGCGCUUCGGCAGCCUCUGCUGAUGCUGGAGGCGUCUGCAAAGGGCGCGACGGCGUACCGCGUGCACGCCUGCCAGUACGAGAAGCCGCCGCCGAGCAAGCGCCGCCCUGGGGAGUCCGUCGGCGGCACUAGGUCGUCGGAUAGCGCUGCGCGCGGUGUGGGGAAGCGGCUGGUCGGCUCACGCGCAGUAUUGAAGAACAAGAAGCCGGUGAGCAGGAAGAGCAACGUCAAGGUGAGCCUAUCGACGCGGGUGGCGCAGUUUGCCGGCGCGCAACUCGGUCGUCUGCUGCCCCACAUUUUGCUGUAA
Molecule: messenger RNA, 3711 nt
Organism: Leishmania mexicana MHOM/GT/2001/U1103
Lineage: Eukaryota; Euglenozoa; Kinetoplastea; Trypanosomatida; Trypanosomatidae
Product: mitochondrial DNA topoisomerase II
Exons: 1
Coding region: 1-3711 (1236 amino acids)
Biological process (GO): DNA topological change; resolution of meiotic recombination intermediates; sister chromatid segregation
Cellular component (GO): nucleus
Molecular function (GO): ATP binding; DNA topoisomerase type II (double strand cut, ATP-hydrolyzing) activity; DNA binding
Source: RefSeq, a predicted model, not a curated record